CCCAAUGCAGGUGGCGUACAUCCUGGUUAUUUGACAACAUACACCGUCGUUUCUUAUAGAAAACAAACAUGUAAUAUACAUUCACAUAGCGAGGAUUGUGACCGUUACGGAGAGUACUAGUGUGCACGCGGUGUAACGUUAGACUAUCUACUAUAAAAGGUCACCAGAAGAAGAAAAGAAACGGCUCAUCUGCUGAUGGACGUGUUAUUGUUGCGUUCUUGUUGUGCCGUCGUGUUGCUAUUUCGCUUGGUCGGUAUGGACAUGUAGCUAAUGUGGAGCUAUCUCUAAAACAUCCAACAUCGACUUUUUACACGUUUAAUAGAGUAUCUCGUGCUCCGACAGGGAACUGAGGUCGCACAACCUGCAGGCCUUAGUGUGUGUCUGUGUUGUUUUACUUUGAAACAUCAGCAGGUUUGUUUUUUUUGGAUUAGUUUGCUAACAAGAGUUUACACAAGAUGAGUUUCUUCAGUUUUGGACAAAGUGCAGAAGUUGAUGUAGUCCUGAAUGACGCGGAAACGAGGAAGAAGGCUGAGCACAAGACUGAAGAUGGAAAGAAAGACAAAUACUUUCUUUUCUAUGACGGUGAGACAGUGAGUGGAAAGGUGAACGUGACGCUGAAGAACCCCGGCAAGAGGCUGGAGCACCAGGGCAUCAAAGUAGAGUUUGUUGGACAAAUAGAGCUGUAUUACGACAGAGGAAACCAUCAUGAGUUCGUUUCUCUGGUGAAAGAUCUCGCAAGACCGGGAGAAAUAACUCAGUCCCAGACCUUCGACUUUGAGUUCACUCAUGUUGAAAAACCCUACGAGUCGUACACGGGCCAGAACGUCAAGCUACGAUAUUUUCUGCGGGCCACGGUGAUCAGACGACUAAAUGACAUCAGUAAAGAGACGGACAUCGUGGUGCACACGUUGAGCACUUACCCUGAACUCAACUCCUCCAUCAAGAUGGAAGUAGGAAUAGAAGAUUGUCUCCACAUCGAGUUUGAGUACAACAAGUCCAAGUACCAUCUGAAAGAUGUUAUUGUGGGAAAAAUCUACUUCCUGCUGGUGAGGAUUAAAAUCAAACACAUGGAGAUCGACAUCAUCAAACGUGAGACGACGGGCACCGGCCCCAGUGUGUACCAUGAAAACGACACCAUCGCCAAGUACGAGAUCAUGGACGGAGCUCCGGUCAGAGGAGAGUCCAUUCCCAUCCGGUUAUUUCUGGCUGGCUAUGAUCUGACUCCCACCAUGCGAGACAUCAACAAGAAGUUCUCCGUGCGCUACUACCUGAACCUGGUUCUGAUCGACGAGGAGGAGAGACGCUACUUCAAGCAGCAGGAAAUCACGCUGUGGAGGAAAGGGGACGUGGUGAGGAAGAGCAUGUCUCAUCAGGCGGCCAUCGCCUCGCAGAGGUUCGAGGGCUCGGCCGCCUCGGAGAGCGCUCUGGAACAGGCCGCCAAGGAGGAGAGCGGGUAGAGGUCUGCCGCCCGCCCGUCUCCUCUCACGAGAGUAAUCGGCGUCCGCGUCGGGAGCCGCCCGUCAACUGUACAUCAUGUGGUGACGCAGCUGUUUUUUUUUUGUUUUUUUUAUUUGUAGCCGCUGCUGGUGAAGGGAGGAAGAAGGGAGCCCGACAUACAGUCACACAUACAUACAGUAUGUGGACAAUGCACACCGUUUGCAUGAGGCAUUCGAAGUGGCUUCGGGCCGCUGGUCUUGUACUUCCUCGUUAACGCAUUUGUCUUUUCUUUAUGGGAAUCAAACUAAUCAUUCACUAUGUCCACUGUGUUAAAACCUUCCAUGUGUGAUAUUCUGGAAUUUUUAAGCCUUCUGUUGGUUACUUUAAUUAACGUUUUUUUUUUAGGAUCAAUUAAUUUCUGAUCUCGUAAUUAAUGCGACUCGACUGUCAUGAAUUUUCAGAAAUGUAUCUCCAACAUUCCACCUUUAACGAAUGCGUUCCUAACAUUGUUGUAAGGUCAAGAAAUCUGAGAUCACUUUGCACUGCUUUAUCUUGCUAAACACAUUUUCUCUUUGUUUGUUUCUGUGUGUGUACAAAAAAAAAAAAGAAUUAUCGAAGCGGAAACUUCCCAUUUUGAGGGCUUAAGUAUUAUCGCACGUGUUUUUGUGGUUUUGAUCUGUAAAUAAGACCAGCUAAAACCUUUUAUCCUGUUCCAGCUUGUGUACGUUGAUGAUACAGUAUGCGGUGCCACAAGACCACCUU
Anarrhichthys ocellatus (wolf-eel) is the source of this 2199-nucleotide messenger RNA. It is a transcript of the gene vps26b, whose product is annotated as VPS26, retromer complex component B. Lineage: Eukaryota; Metazoa; Chordata; Actinopteri; Perciformes; Anarhichadidae. The transcript has 6 exons. Gene Ontology annotation, biological process: intracellular protein transport. The record is from RefSeq and is a predicted model, not a curated record. The coding region runs from base 456 to 1457 and encodes 333 amino acids.